Messenger RNA from Vespa crabro (European hornet), 1939 nucleotides. RefSeq lists its product as uncharacterized. NCBI's taxonomy places the organism in Eukaryota, Metazoa, Arthropoda, Insecta, Hymenoptera, Vespidae. Bases 359 to 1831 code for a protein of 490 amino acids. The transcript has 2 exons. The record is from RefSeq and is a predicted model, not a curated record.
UUUGAACUUCUACAAAUAUUUUUAUUAAAUUUUUAAAACAAUUAUUAAGAAUUUUUAUUUAUUAUAAAUAUUUAGGAAGAUUAUUCUCGUGUGACGAGGUGGCCGAGUGGUUAAGGCGUUGGACUGCUAAUCCAAUGUGCUCUGCACGCGUGGGUUCGAAUCCCAUCCUCGUCGAUUUCUUUUUGUUCAUAAAUUUUUUUUGUUAACUUAUUUAUAAUCAUUGUAUAUAUAUUACAUGAUACACAUGGUUCUUAUUUUGUAUACAUAAUUUACAUUUACAAUCUCAUGUACUAUUUAUAAUCGGCAGUAGAUAAGAAGAAAUCUGUAGAUAACAUUGACAAAACAAUUUACAUUUAAUAUGAAGUUACGCAAAUAUCAUUUUUUAUUUCUUAAAAAUAAGAUGGCAGAGAAAGAAAAAAAAGUUGUCAAGAAACAAGAAGAAGUUUCUAAAUCUGACAAUGCAAAAAAUGAUAUUUCUGAUUUUAAUAAUGAACAAAUUGAGAAUGGUAAUUGCAAUAUCGAUGUAAAUUACACACAUCCUAUAGUAACCGAGAGAAAAGGUUUCAUAGAUUUGACGGAUUAUGAAAGAAAUUAUGAAGAAAUAGAAACUUAUAAUACCGCACAACGAAGUAAACGUCAACCUAUUAAAAAAUCGAAGGGCUUUAUAAAUAUAAAAGAUCAGCCAGAAAAAGAAGCAAAUGGUGAAAAUAUUUCACCAAUAUUUCCAGAUGAAAAUGAAAUUGAAAAAUAUACAAAAGAAUCGAAGAAGACGACUAAUAAUAAGGAAAAACAUGAAAACGAUAGAAUUAACAAAUCGAUUGUGGCAAAAAAAGACGGAGAUGACGUCGAGUCAAAAGAUGUGUCAGAACAGAUCACUGUAUUGCCAGAGGAAGCAUACGUCCAACAUAUGGAACGCAUCAUUGCUUCAAAGACUCUUCCUUCACGAGACAUAGAAAUUCUUCAAAAUUUGUACGCUCGUUAUAACUCCGAUAAGAAGCAAACACCUACAGCAAAGAAAAUUUAUAUCGAAACUGAUGUCAAUACUUCGGAGCUUAACGAAAGUAAAACUGAUACUCGCGAUCAAAUAGAACAACCAUCAACAAGCGAGAAGGAGAAAGUUAUUCUUGAUUCAAGUUCCAAGGAUCUUGCGAAAGACAUUCUCCGAUCAGAUAUGCAGGACAUAACUGAGACUCUUACUUCGAUUGAGUCACCGAUUCCUGACGAUAAAAAAUUGGAAUCAUUGGAAAACAAUUUAUUUGUAAACAAAGACAAAAUUUUAACGAGCACACCGAAGACAAAUUUGGUCAAGAAACUCAAUGCUACAUCUGAUCUCAAAAAUGCAAAGAACGAUGAAUGCGAUUUAAGUUCUAUGACAAUCGAAAGUCCUUUUUCUGAUUUCACCCUCAAAAAUGUAGAACUGAGAACGAAUUUAGAAAAUAGCGUAGUCAAAGAACAGAAUGUCUUAUCUGAUAUUAGCAAAACUUUGCUUAGUAGUAUAAUGCCUAGCAAUAAUGAAAAAAUUAAACCGGUGGACGAAUCUAAAAUCAUUUUACAGUUUUCAGAGAAAAAAGACCUUAUCGAAACAAAAGAAAAUAUCUCUAAGACCGAAAGCGACGAACCAUUUAUAAAAAAAAUGUUACUCUGUCAUUGUAUCGAUGUAAAAAUGGAUACAAAGAACAAUGGGAAUAAUAGUAAUAAUAAUAAUAAUGACAUUAAUAAUAAUGCAUCGAUAAUUGAACGAAUCCGUAGAUAUUUUUUAUCUUUGCUAAUAGACUAUUUGGUUUCUUCACAAAUACCGAAUAUCAAGAAUAAAAUUUCACCUUACUAUUAAUGAUAAUUCAUGAAGGAUAAUUCAUCCAUUCGUGACUUCUAUGAGAACUUGAGAUUGCAUAAAAAAUUAUUCCAUGUAUUUUGUUCAAUGUAAAAACUUAUUAUAUUU